GUGCACACACGCACGCACUACACACCGCAACCGAAGCGUACGUCGCAUUGGUGUGCAGUGAAUACCCUUAGCCACAACUCUCUAUCUGCAAUGAUUGCAGAGUUUUUCACCUGUUGACACCGUACUCGGCGGCGUACUGAAUGACCGGAGUUCUUCGCCGGCUGCUGCAAAAACUUUAGAAUGAAGAUCGACGUUGAUGGCCUGUCAGUUUUCUUCCCGUACGACUACAUCUACCCCGAGCAGUAUGCCUACAUGCUGCAGCUCAAGCAGUGCCUCGACGCCAAGGGCCAUGGGGUGCUGGAGAUGCCAUCGGGCACGGGAAAGACUGUCACCCUGCUAUCCCUCAUCCUUGCCUAUCAAAAGGCCAACCCUGCCAUGAUAUCAAAGCUGCUCUACUGCUCACGGACCCUGCCCGAAAUCGAAAAGGUAGUGGAGGAGCUGCGUCGUUUGCUCGAGCACUACAAGCGGGAGACCGGGGAAGACAUGGGUCUGCUGGGGCUGUGCCUCACAUCUCGUAAGAACCUCUGCAUACACCCGCAGGUGAGCCUAGAGCGGGACGGCCGAGUAGUGGACGGUCGGUGCUUCAGCCUAACGGCCUCGUAUCGGCGAGCGCAAGCAACCGACCCCGACACCCAGUGCUGUUCCUUUUUUGAGAACUUUGAGAGCCAGGGCCGAGACAUCCCUCUGCCCACGGGUAUCUACAGUGUGGAUGACCUGAAGGAGUAUGGACGGCAGCGCCAGCUGUGUCCUUAUUUUGUGGCACGGCAAGCAGUUCUGAAUGCCAAGGUGGUGGUCUACAGCUACCACUACCUGCUGGAUCCCAAGAUCGCCGAGGUGGUCUCGAAGGAAAUGAGCCGCAACGCUGUCGUCAUCUUUGACGAGGCCCACAAUAUUGACAAUGUGUGCAUCGAGUCCAUGAGCGUGCGCCUGACCAAGCGGACCAUCGACGGGAGCAUGGAGAACAUCGACAACCUCGACCACACCAUCAAGGAGUUGAAAGAGAAGGAUGCUGAAAAGCUGCGCACCGAAUACGAGCAGCUGCUGGAGGGGCUGCGCCAGGCCAAGGAAGCCCGGGACGCUGAUCUCAUCCUUGCCAACCCUGUUCUGCCCGACGAAGUGUUGGAAGAGGCGGUUCCGGGCAACAUCCGCCUGGCCGAGCACUUUGUGAGUUUCCUGCGGCGCCUGCUUGAGUACAUCAAGAUGCGGCUGAGGGCGCAGCACAUGGUACAGGAGAGCCCCGCCGCCUUUCUCAAGGAUAUUCUGCAGAAGGUGUGCUUGGAACGAAAGCCCCUGCGGUUUUCAGCGGAGCGGCUUCGGUCCCUGCUGCGCACGCUGGAGGUGCCCGACCCGACCAACUUCAGCCCGCUGGUGCGCCUCUGCCACUUUGCCAGCCUAGUGAGCACCUACACUAAGGGAUUCACAAUAAUUGUCGAGCCGUAUGACGAGCGGAGUCCCGGUGUGCCAAACCCUGUGAUAAACCUCUCCUGCAUGGAUGCCUCACUCUCGAUCAAGCCAGUCUUCAACCGCUUUCAGUCGGUCAUCAUCACGUCAGGGACGCUGUCUCCCGUGGAGAUGUACCCAAAGAUCCUGGACUUUCGACCAGUCGUAUCGGCUUCUCUUAGCAUAACUUUGGCGAGACCCAGCAUAUGCCCUCUGAUUGUGAGCAAGGGCAGCGACCAAGUUGCCCUGAGUUCGCGCUUUGAGACACGCGAGGAGGUGUCGGUGGUGCGCAACUACGGCGCCCUGCUGGUGGAGCUGGCAUCGUGCGUGCCCGACGGCCUGGUGUGCUUCUUCACCUCGUACGUGUACCUCGAGUCGGUGGUGGCUGCCUGGUACGAGCAGGGCGUCCUCGACCAGCUGCAGCGCCGCAAGCUGCUUUUCCUUGAGACGCCUGAUGCGGCCGAGACGGCACUUGCACUGGCUAACUACGUCAAGGCAUGCGAGAACGGAAGGGGCGCCGUGCUGCUUUCUGUAGCCCGAGGCAAGGUGUCCGAAGGUGUCGACUUCGACCACCACCUUGGUCGGGCAGUGCUCAUGUUUGGCAUCCCCUUCGUCUACACGCAGAGCAGGAUUCUUCGGGCUCGGCUGGAGUUUCUGCGGGACCAGUUCCAGAUUCGGGAGAACGACUUCCUCACCUUCGAUGCGAUGCGGCAUGCUGCACAGUGUGUGGGUCGAGCGCUUCGUGGGAAGACGGACUACGGCAUCAUGAUCUUUGCUGACAAGCGUUUCUCGAGAUGGGACAAGCGUAGCAAGCUGCCCCGGUGGAUACAGGAGCACCUGCAGGACUCCCUCUGCAACCUGAGCACCGAGGAGGCAUUGCAGGUCGUUAAGCGCUUCCUUAGACAGAUGGCACAGCCUUUCACAAGGGAGGAUCAACUCGGGGUGUCUCUGCUCACAGCUGAACAACUACAGUCGGAAGAAGUGAAGAAAAAACUGGAAAGCAGGGUGCAACUUCACUGAACAGAAGGGAAGGGCGUCAUUAUUUUAGCUGGCAUCGUUCCCAUCAUCAAAGUUAUUUAAUAAAAUGUCUAAUCACAUU
Molecule: messenger RNA, 2539 nt
Organism: Rhipicephalus microplus (southern cattle tick)
Lineage: Eukaryota; Metazoa; Arthropoda; Arachnida; Ixodida; Ixodidae
Gene: Xpd
Product: general transcription and DNA repair factor IIH helicase subunit Xpd
Biological process (GO): positive regulation of mitotic recombination; transcription by RNA polymerase II; nucleotide-excision repair
Cellular component (GO): nucleus
Molecular function (GO): damaged DNA binding; ATP binding; hydrolase activity, acting on acid anhydrides, in phosphorus-containing anhydrides
Source: RefSeq, a predicted model, not a curated record